GGCCUCGGCCUCUUCCCCUUAAAUACCCAUAUUUUAGCUCAAACCCUUUUCUCAAUUUUCUUUUGAGAAAAAAAAAAAAAAACUACUCCUCCAUCCUCUUGUCUCUCGGUGACCCCUUUCGCUCCAGUUUCUCCUGGGGGUCGCCCAAAAAUCAGGAAAAAACCAAAAAAAAAAGGAAAAAAACCCCAGAAUUCUCAUUCAAUUCCUAAAUUACUUAUCAAAUCUAUCCCGAAAAAAAUUAGAAAAACCAAAAAAAAUAACAAGUUUUAAUUUUUUCAAAUAAAUUUCAAACAUGUCGGAAAUGGCGAACACGGAUCCCGAAGGGGUGGACGCCGUACGGAUGACGUGGAACGUUUGGCCACGCACCAAAGUCGAAGCCAGCAAGUGCGUGAUUCCGUUGGCUGCUUCAAUCGCUCCGAUCCGCCCUAACCCGGACAUUCCCACCCUCCCUUACGCUCCGCUACGAUGCAAGACCUGUUCCGCCGCGCUUAACGCUUACGCCCGCGUGGACUUCACGGCCAAGAUCUGGAUCUGCCCGUUCUGUUACCAGCGUAACCAUUUUCCGCCUCACUAUGCCAUGAUCUCCGAAACCAACCUCCCUUGCGAACUCUACCCGCAAUAUACCACCGUGCAAUACACGCUCCAAGCGAAUCCCGAUCCAAACAACCCUUCCGGCCCACCUCAAUUGCCGCCGGUUUUUGUGUUCGUAUUGGACACGUGCAUGAUCGAGGAAGAGCUGGCGUUUGUUAAAUCGGCGAUGAAUCAGGCGAUUGGGUUGUUGCCGGAACACGCGCUUGUCGGCUUUGUUUCGUUUGGCACUCAGGCGCAGGUCCACGAAUUGGGGUUCCAGGAUAUGUCGAAGGUCUAUGUUUUCAGGGGUAGUAAGGAGAUUUCCAAGGAGCAGGUUUUAGAGCAGUUGGGCCUCGGUGUUGCUGGGCGGCGGCCAACCCCUGGGUAUCCAAAAGGCCUGCAAAAUGGGUACACAAAUACCGGCGUUAACCGGUUUUUAUUGCCCGCGUCAGAUUGCGAAUACACGCUCAAUUCGUUGUUGGAUGAGUUGCAAACGGAUCAAUGGCCUGUACAACCAGGGCACAGGGCGUCCAGGUGCACUGGAGUGGCCUUGAGUGUUGCAGCAGGAUUGCUUGGAGCUUGCUUGCCUGGUACUGGUGCUAGGAUUGUUGCUUUGGUUGGUGGUCCAUGUACUGAAGGACCGGGCACGAUUGUAUCGAAAGACUUGUCAGAUCCUGUGCGUUCCCAUAAAGAUCUUGACAAAGAUGCUGCCCCAUAUUUUAAGAAAGCAGUCAAAUUUUAUGAUGGUCUUGCGAAACAGCUGGUUAGCCAGGGUCAUGUACUUGACCUUUUUGCGUCUGCACUUGAUCAGGUUGGGGUUGCUGAAAUGAAAGUUGCAGUUGAAAGAACAGGUGGCCUUGUUGUUCUAGCUGAAAGUUUUGGUCAUUCUGUAUUCAAAGACUCUUUCAAGCGUGUGUUUGAGGAUGGGGAACAGUCUCUUGGCCUAUGUUUUAAUGGCAUGCUCGAGAUCAACUGUUCAAAAGACAUCAAGAUUCAGGGGGUCAUUGGACCUUGCACAUCUUUGGAGAAGAAAGGACCGAAUGUCGCUGACACAGUCAUUGGGGAGGGAAACACUACAGUGUGGAAAAUGUGUGGCCUUGACAAGAGUACUUGCUUGACGGUUUUAUUUGAUCUUUCAUCAACUGAGCGAUCAAAUGUUCCCGGAGCUGCAAAUCCACAACUCUAUUUGCAGUUUCUGACAAGUUAUCAAAACCCUGAAGGUAAAACAAUGCUUCGAGUUACUACUGUGACAAGAAGAUGGGUAGACAGUGCUGUUAGUGCAGAGGAACUAGUACAAGGUUUUGAUCAAGAGACUGCAGCUGUUGUAAUGGCAAGAAUAACUUCGCUGAAAAUGGAGACAGAGGAGGGGUUUGAUGCCACACGGUGGUUAGAUCGGAAUCUCAUUCGACUUUGUUCCAAAUUUGGUGACUAUCGGAAGGAUGAUCCAUCAUCUUUUACAUUAAAUCCGUGUUUUUCGUUGUUUCCUCAGUUUAUGUUUAAUCUGCGGCGGUCACAAUUUGUACAGGUUUUUAAUAACAGUCCAGAUGAAACUGCCUAUUUCCGCAUGUUAUUAAACAAGGAAAAUAUUACAAAUGCAGCUGUUAUGAUCCAACCAUCAUUAAUAUCAUAUUCAUUCAAUUCGCUGCCCCAACCAGCAUUAUUGGAUGUGGCUUCCAUUUCAGCUGAUCGUAUUCUCUUGCUGGAUUCAUAUUUCAGUAUUGUUGUUUUCCAUGGUAUGACAAUAGCGCAGUGGCGGAACAUGGGUUACCAGAAUCAGCCUGAACACCAGGCAUUUGCACAGCUUUUGCAAGCACCCCAAGACGAUGCCCUAGUGAUUAUUCGGGAACGCUUCCCUGUCCCUAGAUUGGUUGUGUGUGAUCAGCAUGGAUCCCAGGCACGAUUUUUAUUGGCAAAGUUGAACCCUUCAGCAACAUACAAUAAUGCAAAUGAUAUAGCUGCUGGAUCUGAUGUGAUCUUUACAGAUGAUGUAAGCUUACAAGUCUUCUUUGAGCAUCUUCAGAGGUUGGCUGUGCAAUCUUGAUUGUAGAAAAUAGUUGAAAGACUUGGGUUUUUGGUAUGGGGAAUUCCCUCAAGUGUGAGUUCUGUAUCCUGUCAUACAUCCUCUAUUCCAUUCGGUCAUUUUCCUUUCUUUCCAUCAAUUUUAUGAAUGAGAGGUCGAACCCCACAAUAUUUGAGAAA
Molecule: messenger RNA, 2769 nt
Organism: Theobroma umbraticum
Lineage: Eukaryota; Viridiplantae; Streptophyta; Magnoliopsida; Malvales; Malvaceae
Product: protein transport protein SEC23 E-like
Biological process (GO): endoplasmic reticulum to Golgi vesicle-mediated transport; intracellular protein transport; COPII-coated vesicle cargo loading
Cellular component (GO): endoplasmic reticulum exit site; COPII vesicle coat
Molecular function (GO): GTPase activator activity; zinc ion binding
Source: RefSeq, a predicted model, not a curated record